AUGCCGAACUCGGGGCCCGGCAGGGCGCGCGGCUCGGAAUGCCUCGGGGGAUGCGAGAUCGCGGGCGAGGGUUCAUUUGACGUCUUGGCGACGCUGUGCCUCCAGAGCGGAGAAACAGCAGUGAUGGGGCGUAUCCAUCGGUCGUUGAACGUAGGUGCGAUCCGAUCGGCGCUGCCCCUCGCGGAGCCGCUGGCGGCCCACGCGGUGCCCGGUGGGCACGCACCGCCAACCCCGAGACACAGCAGCGGCCCCGUGCUGGCGGGCGACUGGCCGCUCUCCCGGGACCACCCCACGAGCGAAGAGCCGAGGCCGCCCCCACGGCUCGCCCCGCCGGGCGCACCGCAGCAGCCAGCACCGCAGGCGGCGGAGCGGCACGAGGAGGGCACGCAGCAGCGCGAGCGGCUCCGGCUCACGCACAAGCCGGACCACUGGCAGCAUCUCAGCCCUGCACCGCCAAGCACCAGUGCCCUUGAGGGCGCCAGGGCGGCGGCGAACAAAAAGAAGCCCUGCGCGCAGAUGUGCGAUGGCUACAGUGUUGGCCGAUCCCCGCUCUCCGCCGUGUUCGGGAUGCUGGAGUCCGCGUCGGGGGGACCACUCCAGGCCCGCCGCUGCCCAAUGCGCGUCGUCCUGGCCUGGAGGGCCGGGCGGCUCCUGGCCGCCGUGCCGCGCGGGGGGCUGGUGCCCGAGCGGCUGCGGCCGCCGGAGCCCGACGGCUGCGGGCCGGCCACGAGGCUGGUGGUCUGGGCGUCGCUGCGGACAGCGUGUGGUGGUCCGGGUGAUGCAGCGGUGCUCCGGAUUUCGUCAAUCAACCGCUUCACCGUGGUCGGCCUUGGCAGUGUUGCUUCCCUGUCGUCCUUCGUGGCAGACUCGAGCGGGGAGCAGGCUGGCGAUGCCGCGCAGGUUCUCUCGCUUGUCCUGCAGGUUCGCCACGAGUCUGCACCUUGGGGUGACGGUGAGCUGGACUCUGUUGCGGGGGCGGAGCGGCAGAUCACGGAGGUGGCAGCUCAUAACGAUCCAAUCGGCGUUGGCAUAUCAGAUGCCAACCGCUGGAGGCGCUCAGGCAGCGACGAGGCCGACAAGGAGUACUGCGACGGCGGUACUGCAUUCGACCUGAUCCACAAUCAGGACAUCGUCGUGAUGUCUUGGGUCCAGAGAUGGAAGAUGGCCAUGGACGUGGCCCAGGCGCGACCCGGUCCCCGCGCAGGCUUCCAGGGGCACAGCAAAGGCUGCCCCGCGGCGCGGCUGGCCGCGUGCUGCUGCUGCGGGGCCCGCGGGGCCGCCGCGGGGCCCCCCGCGGGCCUGCUGCCCUGCGCCCGCGCCCCGGCGGCCUGCGUGGAGGCCCUCGGCCUGGAGCCGCUGCGGGAGCUCGGCAGGUGGGCCGACGACGGAGCGCCGAGGGCCGCGGCGCCGCCGGACGUCGAGGGGAGCCAUCGGCGCACGCAUCCGGACGGGCUCUCCGAGCCGCUCCCCGACCUGGGCUCGCGGCUGGAGCUCGCCGCGUUCGCGCUGUUCCGGGACCUCGGCCUCGCGCUCUUCGCGCUCGUGCUCGACCUCGCCGUGCUCUGCCAGGCGGCAGACCCGCGCUGCGCCGAGACGGCGGGGCUCCUCCAGCAGGUGGGCGGCCUGCGGGAGGCCCUGGAGGCGCGCAUGGUGGCGCUGGCGGCGGAGUACUCCGCGCAGGCGGGCGUGCGCUCCGCCGUGCUCCGCGCGGGCCGCAACGUGCGGUCGGAGCUGGAGGGCGCCGCGCACGGCCUGGGCGGAGCCCCCGACGCGCAGGCGGCCUUCGACUGGGUGGCGGAGCUGACGCUGGCGACGGGCCGGCACGCUCGCGCGCUGGCGGCGCAACUCGGCCUGCACGCCUGGGUGCGGACGCUGGCGGUGCCAGGGCGGGGGGCGCCCGUGUUCGUGCUCCACGACGAGCACGGGUCGGUGCAGGAGAUGGUCCGGGCGCUCGUCGCGCGGGUUCUGCUCGGGGGGCCGGCCUCUCUCGUGGGCGUGGGCCUCGGGGCGGCAGUCGACCCGGCGCCCCUGCUCGAAGAGUUCCCGGGCCUGCAGUACUUCGGCAUCCUCGGGGACGGCGCGGGCGCCGAGGCCGACGUGCCCGGCAUGCCCUCGCAAGAGGUGGGCCGCCUGACGAAGUUUGGCGCCCGAGCGGCUCUGCACCGCGUUUCCUCGGGGGCGGCGGCUGCUGCGUCGCCUCCGCGGGCCCUGGACGUCGUCGUCCUGGCCGCGGGCGACAACUUCGAGAGCACCGCCGAGGAUCUGGAGCUGUGGGAGGCACGGGUGAAGCCCGGCGGCAUCCUGGCCGGGGUCAACUUCGGCCCGCGUGCGCUUGGGGGUGUGCGUGCAGUUUGCGAACGGCGGCACAGCUACGACAUCCACCUCAGUCCUGGAGGCGGUUUCUGGUGGUACGUCGAGCCAGACGAAUGAGCCUGCACCAAAAACUAAUCAGCCAACGCUGGUGGCCACGGUAGUGAUGAUGACGGUGACCACACUUGUUUGAUUGCGAUAUUGUUUGUGGCUGCUGUAGUGGUGAUGAUAAGGGCGUUGGUAUCCACGGCAUCGACAGCAGGAUCCAUAAUUGUGUUCGUGAGCGGGCCAUUGGAUCAAGCUUGAGCGCCCUGUCCGAUCAUAUUGAUUCCAUCGGACGGCGUCUCCCAAUAUGUUGGGCACGGUGGGCACGUCGGUACGGAGGUGCUUCGCCUGAAACUGCAACCAAAGCAUUCUCACCCACCCGCC
Molecule: messenger RNA, 2739 nt
Organism: Prorocentrum cordatum
Lineage: Eukaryota; Dinophyceae; Prorocentrales; Prorocentraceae
Source: the annotation of a GenBank genome assembly